Amphibalanus amphitrite is the source of this 1564-nucleotide messenger RNA. Its product is annotated as glutamate receptor ionotropic, kainate 2-like. The record is from RefSeq and is a predicted model, not a curated record. Gene Ontology annotation, molecular function: glutamate-gated receptor activity; transmitter-gated monoatomic ion channel activity involved in regulation of postsynaptic membrane potential. Gene Ontology annotation, cellular component: plasma membrane; postsynaptic membrane. NCBI's taxonomy places the organism in Eukaryota, Metazoa, Arthropoda, Thecostraca, Balanomorpha, Balanidae. The coding region runs from base 137 to 1564 and encodes 475 amino acids. The transcript is spliced from 12 exons. Gene Ontology annotation, biological process: modulation of chemical synaptic transmission; synaptic transmission, glutamatergic; monoatomic ion transport.
GGGACCGAUCCAAUUCGACCGGAGUGGUCGGCGCACCAACUUCACGCUCUCCAUCAGCGAGCUGUCGGAGGGGGGACUGACCCCCGUGGGCCACUGGACCCCCGCCGGAGGAGUUCGGUACUCCAUAGGGGACAGGAUGACGGAGAUCGAGCGCAGUCUGCGCAACAAGACGCUGGUCGUCAUCACCACUGUGAACGAGCCGUACGUGAUGCUGGUGAACGAGUCGGACCCGUCGCUCACCGGCAACGCUCGCUUCGAGGGUUUCUGCAUCGACCUGGUGAACGCCAUCGCCGAGCUGCGCCACUUCCGCGUGCGCUUCGUCGAGUGCGGCGGCUACGGCGGCAUCGACCCGGUGACCGGCGAGGCCAGCGGCAUGGUCAACGAGCUCAUGGAACAGAAAGCUGACAUGGCCGUAACCGAUCUCACCAUUACUUACGAAAGGGAACAAGUGGUUGAUUUCACAAUGCCUUGGAUGAAUUUAGGUAUCGGCAUUUUGUACACGUCACCCCAGAAGGAACCACCGCAGCUGUUCUCGUUUUUGGCGCCUCUGUCACUGGAAGUUUGGCUCUACAUGGCCGCCGCCUAUCUGGGCGUGUCCGUGCUACUGUUCGUCGUAGCCAGGUUCAGUCCGUACGAGUGGGACGUUCCCCACCCGUGUCGGGACCAACAGGACGUGCUGGAGAACCAGUUCAGCUUGGCCAACUCUCUCUGGUUCACCAUCGGCUCGCUGAUGCAGCAGGGAUCCGAGAUCGCCCCAAAGGCGCUCUCCACCCGGAUGAUCGCCGGUCUGUGGUGGUUCUUCACUCUGAUUAUGAUAUCGUCCUAUACGGCCAACCUGGCCGCCUUCCUCACCGUCGAGCGGAUGGUGUCGCCGAUCGAGAGCGCGGAGGACCUCUCCAAACAGACCGAGAUCAAAUACGGAGCCCUCGUGUCCGGGUCCACUAAAAAUUUCUUCCGCGACUCCAAGAUCGCCGCGUACCAGCGCAUGUGGGCGUUCAUGAAAUCGGCGCGUCCGUCCGUGUUCAUCAACAAGUCGUCGGAGGGCGUGGAGCGGGUCAAACGCUCCAACGGCCUGUACGCCUACCUGAUGGAGUCGCCGCAGCUCGAGUACGUGUUGGAGCGGAACUGCGAGCUGCAGCAGGUCGGCGGCCUGCUCGACACCAAGAGCUACGGCAUCGCCCUACCGCCCGGUUCACCGUAUACGUCGUCAAUCAGCAACGCAAUUUUAAUUCUGCAAGAAAAUGGAACCCUACAUGCGCUGAAAACCAAAUGGUGGAAGGAAAGGAAAGGCGGUGGAAUGUGCAAGCGGCGCGCCAAGAAGAGUCCGUCGUCUGCCAGCGAGCUGGGCCUGGACCAGGUGGGUGGCGUGUUCGUGGUGCUGCUGGCCGGCAUGGCGGCCGCCUGCGCCGUGGCCAUCGCAGAGUUCGCCUGGAGGGCGCGCCGCCUGGACCCCACCACCCAGUGUGCCGUCACCAUCCACAUCGUGACGUCGCAGGCGUCCACACAUCAUACUGACGGCAGCCGACUUCGGUGUGCCGCCAACAUCUACAUCAUGACGUCAUAA